CUGAAUUUGAUUUUAUCCGUUACUUUCGAGUGGAGUUUUAAGUUGUUGAGUUUGGUGGUCGUUCGUAUAUCAGCUUUUUUCCUAGUGCGUUAUCUUCUGGAAAGUUGAUAUAAUUGCGCAAAAGUUUAGUCUUUAGAGGCGGCCGAAAUACAUUAAAUAUUUCGGUUCGUACAGCUGCAAGAUCCACAAAUCACUAUAAUGGAGGUUCAAACUCGAAAACUCCGAACGGUGCAGUUACAUGACCAAGAAAAUAUUUAUGGGAAAACUAAAACCCACGCAGCGUUCCCUACAAAACGUGAUGGCUUAACUGUUCGUGGGGUUCUCGGCGAAAUAAAUGGUAAUUUGCAAGUUCAACGCGAUGUCAAUAAAGGAAAAAUCACUGUUACCGUAUCCGAGAUUGACAAGAAACCAAAUCGUGCUGCUCUUCGAAGCAAUUACAAUCAUGUACAAUCGAAAGUAGAUUCUGGACUAGCUACUAAGCCUGUAUUGCCUUCAAAACCAGCUUUAAGGCGUGAGGAGAGUACAGCUAGUCUUGCUGCAAAGGCAGCUGCUCGGACUAAGCUACUGAUAAAAGAAGCACAAAAGACAAAGGAAGCUAAAGAAAGUCAAGCAAAGAAGAAUGAGAAAAUAAAUGGUCUGCACGCUGUGAAGGAAGUAAAGACUACUAAGGCUAUCAAACCAAUUCUAAAAGACCCAACGGAUUCACUAGGAAAACUAAAAUUGUCUGAAGCAAGUUCGGAGAGACAGAAGAAAGACAAUGCUGAUGCGGGUUAUUUUGUAAAGCCAUUACCUCUACCAAAUGAUAUUGAAGACAUUGAUGCCAGGGACCGUAAUAGUCCCUUGCUUAUGUCAAUUUACAUUAAAGAUAUUUAUAGAUAUUUGACAGAAUUAGAAGAAAAAUAUCCCAUUGAAAAGGAUCACUUACAAAAUCAGACUCAUAUAACUGGUAAAAUGAGGGCAACACUCCUUGAAUGGUUGGCAGAAGUACAACAUCAGUUCUCAUUGUCAUUGGAGACAUUUCAAAUAACAGUUGGAGUUGUUGACAGAUAUUUACAGAUUGUCCCAAAUAUUCCGAAGAAUAAAUUGCAGUUGGUUGGUGUGACUGCUCUGUUCAUUGCAAGCAAAUACGAAGAUAUUUAUGCACCCAAUGUUAACGAUUUCAUUUAUGUGACGGACUGUGCUUAUACCAAGGAAGAGUUGUUCCAGUGUGAGAGAGACAUCAUUGUGAAAAUAGGAUACUGCCUCGCUCGCCCCAUACCACUCAGUUUCUUAAGAAGGUUUGUAAAAGCAGCUCACGGGACAUCGAAAAAUCACCACCUAGCUAAAUAUUUGGUUGACUUGGGCCUUGUUGAGUAUACAACUGCUCACUACCGUCCGUCGGAGGUCGCUGCGGCGGCCAUUUGUCUCUCUCUUCAUCUUCUAUCAAGCAAAAGCCUCAAAGAUGUAUGGACACCCACAUUGUCAUAUUAUUCUGGCUACUCUUUCGAACAUAUCAAUCCAAUAAUUAAGAAAUUAGCACAAAUUGUUGUCGAUGUGGAGAAAAAUAAGUUUAAAUCUGUGUUCAAAAUAUAUUCAUCAGCGGAAUUAGGCAAAGUAUCGACAUUACCACAGCUGCGGAGUGAAUCUAUUUAUACAUUGGCGGAAGUUUCAAGUAGCUAAGUGCAUUAGAUUUUGUAUAUUUGUAAUUCAUGACUUGUGAUUUGUGACAUGUGGACGUGUAGUUUUUUUUAAUUGGUUAUUGUUUUGUAAUUAGCUUUAUAUUUUUCUGACUGACUGAGUUUUUGUAUGUGGGUUUGAUUUAGUACCUGUUUGAUUUUGAA
Messenger RNA from Papilio machaon (common yellow swallowtail), 1820 nucleotides. RefSeq names its product G2/mitotic-specific cyclin-B (gene CycB). Lineage: Eukaryota; Metazoa; Arthropoda; Insecta; Lepidoptera; Papilionidae. The transcript has 7 exons. Bases 199 to 1659 code for a protein of 486 amino acids. Gene Ontology annotation, biological process: mitotic cell cycle phase transition; regulation of cyclin-dependent protein serine/threonine kinase activity. Gene Ontology annotation, molecular function: cyclin-dependent protein serine/threonine kinase regulator activity. The record is from RefSeq and is a predicted model, not a curated record. Gene Ontology annotation, cellular component: cytoplasm; cyclin-dependent protein kinase holoenzyme complex; nucleus.